AUGUUUUCCCGGCAGUUUAGUCGCAACUCGCGCCAGCUCGGCCAAAUUGCCCUAAGGGCAACCCGGCAGCGUCGAUGCUAUGCGACAGAGUCACAGCAAGCCCCUUCUAGCCCGCUACGCAAGGGCCUCUCGUUCGCUCUCUACGGUCUCACCUUUGCCGGUCUCGGCGCCGGCGGCGCAUGGCAAGCCCUCAAGAGCCAGGGCCUCGGAUUCUACUCGGACGAGGACAGCCUGCACAGGUUCGCACCGGGCGACGACGAGGCACGCAAGGCGGAGGAGGUGAUCCAGUCGCACCCGUUCGUCGCCGAGAUUCGCAAGCGGACGGACCUGAGCGAGUCGCGACCUCACAUGAAGAUGCCGGCCGAGUACAGGCGGCGCAGCCUGACGGGCGGCGCGCUGCUGGGCCCGCGCAUGAUCGUCGUGCCGCCCCUGACGUGGAACGACGCCGAGGGGAGGGAGAUGGUGGCCGUGGCGUACCUGGGCGAGGACGUCUGCGGGCACCCGGGCAUCGUGCACGGCGGGCUGGUGGCGACGAUCCUGGACGAGGGCUUGGCCAGGACGUGCAUCAAGGCGCUGCCGAACCAGGUGGCCGUCACGGCCAACCUGAACAUCAACUACCGCAAGCCCACGCCGGCGGGUUCGUUCUUCGUAAUGAAGGCGGAGACGACCAAGGUCGAGGGCCGCAAGGCCUGGGUCAAGGGUCGCAUUGAGACGCUGGUCGAACCGGGCCAGGAGCCCGUUGUUCUGGCUGAGGCCACGGCCUUGUUCGUGUCGCCCAAAUACGCUGCUAUGCUUCCCAAGAUGACGUAG
Clonostachys rhizophaga is the source of this 810-nucleotide messenger RNA. NCBI's taxonomy places the organism in Eukaryota, Fungi, Ascomycota, Sordariomycetes, Hypocreales, Bionectriaceae. The record is from the annotation of a GenBank genome assembly.